Molecule: messenger RNA, 6643 nt
Organism: Symphalangus syndactylus (siamang)
Lineage: Eukaryota; Metazoa; Chordata; Mammalia; Primates; Hylobatidae
Gene: ZBTB26
Product: zinc finger and BTB domain containing 26
Biological process (GO): regulation of transcription by RNA polymerase II
Molecular function (GO): protein binding; DNA-binding transcription factor activity, RNA polymerase II-specific; RNA polymerase II cis-regulatory region sequence-specific DNA binding
Source: RefSeq, a predicted model, not a curated record
GUUCCGUUGGGUCCCCCUUUGGCUCGGGUUCCCUGCCCCUCCCCCUUCCCGGAGCCCCGAGGGGCCGGAGCUCCUGGCGGUGCCGGAUCCUGACGGCGGCCUUCCCCCGGGUCUGUAAGUGCGGAGACGGCCGGAGCGCCGGGCUGGGGUGCGGGGUCUCUCAAAAUGGAACCCCCCCCUGGGGCCCUGGAUCAGCCGGGACCUGUACUGGGAUGGGAGCCGAGAGGCUGGCCUAGGCCCCUGGGGACUUGAGGAGCCCUUGGCCCGGCCCACGCUGCGCCCCGCCCCUUUCCCUUCCCAGUGACUGGAGUGGGGAGCCUGAGGAUGCCCCUGGGACCGCCUCAUAGGACCCCAGCUGAGGGCCCAGCAGUUGGCUUGGGGGCCUGACUCUGGCAUCUUAUAAGAAGUGCCAGAAGUGAGGCCCUAAGAAAAUGAGCCUCGGGAGCCAGCCCAAGACCAGGCAUUCAGUGCCAGUCUUUGAGAAUCACUAUGAGUGCUAGGUUACCCUUUUGCUGGGGUUUUCCCCUAUUUGGCCACUGGUCGCAGCACCUUUUAUAUUACUGGCGCUAUACCAGACACUGGAGAUUCGCAAGAUACUGUUCCAGUUUUCAGGAUUAAGUUUGGGAGCCAGAUCUGAACAAAUAAGUACUCCUAUGUGUGUGUGUGUGUGUGUGUGUGUGUGUGUGUGUGUGUGUGUGUGUGUAUGUGUGUGUAUAUGUAUCAGUCACAUAUGUGUUAAUUGCUCAAGGGGCCAUUGCUCAGAAGGCUUUAGAAAGAAAGUGAUGUCUGAAUUGUACUUGGAGAGAGUAAAGUGUUGAAGAGUUUUUCAGGGAAGACAGUUGCAAUACUGUGGAGAAAUGACUGAGCAUAACUUGUGUGGGAAGAGGAGGAAAUGGGGGGACUCCUAUGCACAGAAUGGAUAUGAGACUGGGAAAGUCGACUGAGGUCCAGAUGGUGAAUGGUGUAAUCCUAAAGGAGAUGGGUAGUUUUUUGAAGAGUUCUGCACAGAACAUUGAUAUGGUCAGAUUUGCACUGCAGGAAAUCAUUUUGUUCUGUAGAAAGCCCAUAGAGAAGGGACUUUCUGUUAACUGCAUUUAGACUCUUUAGCUAAAAGUUAGGAACUCUUAUCGGAGAUUCUUUUGAAGGGGUAAUGGGAUCAGCCUAGUGAGAGGCAAAGAAUUCCUGAAAUACAGUUAUAAUGGUGUCAUUGGUAAGGAGACAAGUAUACUGGAGAUGAUUAUGUCAAGACUCCAUAAUUAACUGAAUACUGAAGAAGUGAGAGGGACCAAAUCUAAUUCUUAGGUUUUAGACCUCUGAGCUGAAGGAUGGUAAUGCCAUUAUCAGAAAUAAAGCCAUAAGCUUAGUGUAGAUUAUGAAUUCAUUUUUUGGACAUGUUGAAUUAAAGGUCUAAUGAGAUAGACACAUAGAGCUGUGCAGCAUAGAGUUGGAAAUGCAAAUCUUUAGCUCAGCCUAAACAUCGUAGCUAGAGGUAAAAGUUCGAGAUAUCAGCAUAGAAGUGGAACCAUGGGAAUAGCUGGCAUCAGGAAGAGAAUUUUGAAAGAUAAGGAAAUUUGGGGGGGUAAUGCUUGCAUUUAUGAAGCAGAAAGAGGAAUUGGAGCUAGUAGUAGUCAGCGGUAGGCAAUAAAGUGUAGGAGUGCAGGGUUACAGCAAGCAAGAAGACCCGGAAAUCAAGAGAAGGGAAUUUCAAGGAGAGACCACUGGAUCAAUUCAUGCAGAGCAUCUGGAGACUUGGGGGAGGGGAGAGUAUUGCAUUUCUUUAUGAAGAGGUCAUUAGUGACCUUUUAAAAAGCAAUUUAGUACAGUGAUGCGGUGAUACUCUAUGAAAUAUUAGGUACCUCAGCUGGUUUGGUGUUAAAUGGGAAUAAGGAUAGGACACAUAUAAAGCAUUUCACAAAGAAAAUUGACCGGCUUUAUUUGUAUACCUAACACAUGCUUAUAGGGUACAUACCAGAUGCUGUUCUAAGCUCUUUAAAAAAUUAAAUCAUUUAUUUUCCAUAACAACCCUAUGAAAUAAAUUACUAUUGAUAGAUGGGAACAUUGAAGCAGAGUGGUUCGAGUUUACACAGAAAAUAGUUGAGCAGGGUUUUGAUCCUAGGAAAUACGGCUCCAGAGUCCAUGGUUUUACCCACUGCUCUAUGCAGUGACUGAAUAUAGGAGCCAAAGGAGUGGGAAACAUUUAAGCAAAGAGAGGCUCAUUGAUAAGAAUGGAGAGGCUUGGAAAGAGACCCAGGUUGAGAAGAAGGUCUGCCAAAAUGUCUGAAAGAUCAGAUCUCCUUCACUUCAAGUUUGAAAAUUAUGGAGAUUCAAUGUUACAAAAAAUGAACAAAUUAAGAGAAGAGAAUAAAUUUUGUGAUGUUACAGUUCUCAUAGAUGAUAUUGAGGUACAGGGACAUAAAAUUGUGUUUGCUGCAGGUUCCCCCUUCUUAAGAGACCAAUUUUUACUGAAUGAUUCCAGAGAGGUGAAAAUCUCCAUAUUACAGAGUUCCGAAGUGGGGAGACAAUUGCUCUUAUCCUGUUAUAGUGGUGUGCUGGAAUUCCCUGAGAUGGAACUGGUAAAUUACUUGACUGCUGCAAGUUUUCUUCAGAUGAGCCACAUUGUAGAACGGUGCACACAGGCCCUGUGGAAGUUUAUAAAGCCAAAACAACCAAUGGAUAGUAAAGAGGGAUGUGAACCACAGAGUGCUUCUCCCCAGUCAAAAGAACAGCAGGGAGAUGCCAGAGGCUCCCCAAAGCAGGACUCACCUUGUAUUCAUCCAUCUGAAGACAGUAUGGAUAUGGAGGACAGUGAUAUUCAGAUUGUUAAGGUAGAAUCUAUUGGGGAUGUAUCAGAGGUUAGAAGUAAAAAAGAUCAGAACCAGUUUAUUUCUUCCGAACCCACUGCUUUACAUUCAUCAGAGCCCCAGCACUCCCUGAUAAAUUCAACUGUGGAAAACAGAGUAAGUGAAAUAGAACAAAACCAUCUCCACAAUUAUGCCCUUUCUUAUACAGGCAGUGAUAACAUCAUCAUGGCCUCAAAAGAUGUCUUUGGCCCUAAUAUUCGAGGUGUAGACAAAGGCCUACAGUGGCAUCACCAAUGCCCAAAGUGUACCAGGGUGUUUCGUCACCUGGAGAACUACGCCAACCAUUUAAAAAUGCACAAACUCUUUAUGUGUCUACUCUGCGGCAAGACUUUCACUCAGAAAGGCAACCUUCAUCGACACAUGCGUGUGCAUGCCGGAAUUAAACCUUUCCAGUGUAAAAUCUGUGGGAAAACCUUUUCUCAGAAGUGUUCCUUACAGGAUCAUCUUAACCUUCACAGUGGAGAUAAGCCCCAUAAAUGUAACUAUUGUGAUAUGGUUUUUGCACAUAAACCAGUUUUGAGGAAACACCUUAAACAGCUGCAUGGCAAAAACAGCUUUGAUAAUGCCAAUGAGAGAAAUGUACAAGACCUCACAGUGGAUUUUGAUUCUUUUGCAUGUACAACAGUCACAGACUCUAAAGGGUGUCAGCCACAACCCGAUGCAACACAGGUCCUGGAUGCAGGUAAACUGGCCCAAGCUGUCCUGAACUUAAGAAAUGAUAGUACUUGUGUGAAUUGAGUAGGGGCUUCAUGCUCACAACUCGAACUGACUGAGAAUGUGGCAAUAGUCUCAGUCUUUUUAGGAGUGAUUUUGCUAGUUUGACUUCUCCAAAGCCUCUGCGUAGGUGGUAGGGAGUGAGUCAAAGCACUAGUAGACCAGGCAACUUACCACUUGGAGUGGAUUUGCCUUACUUUUGCCCUCUCCCAUUUUCUGUUUUGAGUUAUUUAUCUUGUAAAGUCUGUUUUCCUUUUCCAAGGAAUAAUUCCUUUUGUCUACCUAACAUUGACUUAUGUCUUAGACUGACACUGUUUUAGGCUUUUCACUAGGCACAUUCCGAAGGUACCAACAAGUUAAUAACAUCACCUACUCUCCACUAAUAGAUGCUAUGCUAAGAGAAGUGAAAAAUCUUUCUUUGGUAGAAAAUAGGCUGAGAUAAAAGGUGAUAUUGCUAUUGACCUGAAAAUGUGAUAGAACUUCUGGUUGCCUAUUGAUUAUUUCUCCAUGUCUGGUAAAUGAAUCUGCUUCCUACCAUUUGUACUUGUCUUGGAGCUGGCUAUAAAGAAGUAUGCUGGUUUGUUAUGUACUCUUUUCAACAGUAUCAUAGCCCAACUUCAUCUCAUUGAAUUGUUCACAUACACCAGAAUACCCUCUCUUGAGGAACACCUGCAGGCAGAUAGUUAGGGAUGACCAUGAGGAGCAUAAUCAACAGGGAUAGAAGUACACUUAUACAACAGCACUUACAUGGGCGGUUUCUCUGGUAGCAUGUCCCAUAAGAGGCCAUAUGCUUAUAAUUAAUGUGUAACUUGUUGAUGCUUUAGAGAUCAGGACUGCUCCAGGCACGCUAAAAAUGUGCUAAAGUAUAAUAGGCUCUCUAAAAAGAGGCUAUUUGGGAGUCUCUGAAUUUUGUUUCAGAGUUUAGCCAUCAGAAAGGUGAGUUUGGCCAUCAGAGUUUUGUCCUGUGCACUAUAAAAGUCUCUGAAUUUUCAUUUCCUCAUGUACCUUAAUUUCUAAAAUGGAUGAUAAAAGUUAGGUUGGACACAGAAGGGGCAAUCAAAUUUCUGUAUUCAGAUACCUCUUAAAGGUACACUGUCCCACCUUGCUGCCUUUGAUUGUGAAUACAAAGUUAAUUUUCAAAAAGGAAAAACAAAACAACUCUUUUUCCUAAAACACAUGUACUUCAGACCUAAAAUUCUGAGUCUUAUUUGUUUCUCACCCAUGAAUUAGAUUUAGGUAAUAGUAUUAGUAGAGUCCUUAGAGAAUCUUAAGAGGUCAUUUACUCCACCUCUUUCAUUUUAAAUUGGGGUCUCCAAAUCCUGAAGAGGUGGCCUGGCCAAUAUUGGCCAAGGUAUAACUAAAUAUGAGCUAGCAUCUUCUUCCUUCUUCUCACUAUCCCUUGGCUUUAAAAGAUUUAGUACAUGAAGAAUAACGUAUUAGCAAAAAGCUCCUAGUUUGUGUUUCCCCUUUGUGUCUCCCUGUUGGCUUUCUGAGACAACCUGAAUUUUGCCAACAAAAUAUCGCAGAGGGAUUUAUAUUAAUUAUUUUUUAGAUGAAUAUUAUAUUCUUCCCAUCCAAGUGAGUGAUUUGCUAGGUUUGUUUAGGGAGGAAAAAAGCAAGAAUAAUGUGAGAAAAAUCUAAAUGCGAAGUUGAUUUUGUGUGGAAAACUGUUUAUUAGUUUCCAUCAGGAUUUUCUGCUUUUAUUUUUGAGUUAUGAGAGUGCAUGCAGAUUUGAAAAAUUAGGCUUGCAUAGUCAGAGGAGAUCUUAAAUUGUUAUAUUUGAUACGUUUACAUGUAUCAUUGUUAUCAUAUGUAAAUUAUCAUCAUGUGAGUCAGAUGUGAAGUAUGAUUUUUGUCUUUUGUUCAAAUAUUUAAAAUGAUAAUACAGUUGAGUGAUAAGACUAAUAGGUACUUUAUGCCUAACAUCACUCAUUAUAUGGUCUAAUGAUGCUUCCUAGCAUUGUGAUUUUUACAUGAUCCAGCCAAAGAGUACCAAUUCUAUGCAAUAGUGAGACUCUACCCUGUCAACCAAACAGCAUUUUUUGGUAUUUUCUGUCAACAUCAUUUCUUCACAAGGAAAUUUCAAGUUGGAGUGCUUCCUUUGCUCACAUUCAUGUCCUGUUUUUGUUACUGGUUUGAAGACUAAAAGGCACGGGUUCAAAUAAGAUUGGUCUCUUUGGUUGGAGACUAUUUCUGGGUUCAUUCAGUUGUUCAAGAAACAUUAGUUAAGCACCUACUGUUGCUAGACACUAUGCUAGAUACUGAGGAUAAUGAAGGUAAGAUUGAUAUAGUCCCUGCCCUCAUGGAGCUUAUAGUCUCAUGUGGUCUUAGUGAAACAAAGUCUUAAUUUGCUUUUAUACUAGAAAUAAUAAAGAAAGCUGCCUUGCUGUAUUCAAUCAGUUAAAAUCAGCAACUGUGCUUUUGUAUCAGUAAAACAUUUAGUUCUCACCUUUUGAAAAUGCAAACCACUGAAGUGAUUUACAGUCUCCUCCAUUUUUGGCUGGAGAGGUGUUCUGUUUCUGUGAGACAUUUUUCUAAUUUUUGUGGAACUUGACUUUCCUCCUUCUUUGCUUAUACGUGUUUGUUAGAUUAUAUUGCAAAGAAGUCAAGUUACUGAUAUCCAGUACAUUUUAUAGAGGAAGAUGACUUUCAAAACUAGUCAUAUUUCUGUAGAGGAGGAAGAUCUUUAAAACUUUUAUCAUUCAGCAUUUGUAUUUUAUGGAUCCCCAGGAGAACUAAAAAGGAGAUGACUCUCUACCAUAGUUUGGUUUAAAAAAAUUACGCUGUCAGUUAUUUAUUUAUUAUUUAAUACUAAAGAUAAACUCCAAACUGAAGUGGUUCUGAGGUAAAUCAGAUAUGAUUUUAAUUUGUUUAAGUUUCUUUAUUAGCAGAUCUAUAAAUGGAAGGUGACCAAUGUCACUGCUUCUAAAAUACUGUCCUAAACAACCCAGAAGAUUUUAUUUCAGCUCACGAAUAGCUGUUCUAAAUCUGUUGUAUGUUAGACAUACUAUGAACUACCUCUUCACUUAUUAUGGGGAAGUUUCCUUAAUAAAAGUGUGACGAUUAAA